This is a messenger RNA of Loa loa (African eye worm), 6325 nucleotides long. RefSeq lists its product as hypothetical. Gene Ontology annotation, molecular function: protein binding. The record is from RefSeq and is a predicted model, not a curated record. The transcript is spliced from 37 exons. Bases 71 to 5656 code for a protein of 1861 amino acids. Lineage: Eukaryota; Metazoa; Nematoda; Chromadorea; Rhabditida; Onchocercidae.
UUUGACGGCAAUAUUCAUAUAAAAUUUAGAAUUAAAGCUUCGCGAGUAAACUUUGUUGGGAAGCGCAUCCAUGUCUGAUACCAGUAAGGGAAAGGAGGCGCACGUGGAAGAACAUCGUUAUACAGAGAAGGAGUGGAAAACUGAUAAGGAUUCUUCUGGUUACAAACAGACAACGACUCAAGACUCAGGUAUGUCGCAACAGGCUCUGCAAACAUCCGCAGGCAGUACCAGCAAGAAUGAGACUGGAGACGGAGAUGGUCCUUUACUAAAAAAAGUUAUUAUUGACGACGAAGGUGAUUCAAAGGAAAGCGAUAAUAGUACUGAAGAUACAGUUGUUGGUUUGACAUAUCAGGAUCAUAAUUAUGGAAGACGAUCUGGAAACGCACAGAAAAAUGAUGGAGAAAAUGGAGAGAAAUUUCCUAUUAUUGGUGGACUUGCUUCUUACAUCGGGGAUGAAAUCAGUAAAGUUCCUGCAGGAUAUCACUCUCGGGAUACAAACUCGGGACACUUUUUAAGAUCGCACAAUUAUGGAAUGCAUUAUCGAAAGAUAUCGGAAAUGGAUCCACGCACGUCUUGUAGAAUAUAUUCUGGUGCUUUGGGUGGAUGUCGGACGAAUCAGAUGCGAAGGUUGCCAGUUUCUUCCAGCGGGCAGAUAUUUUCCCGACAAACUCCCAUCACAGCUACUCAAAAUUACCGGACACCUCGUCGAGGUUCAGGAGGAACUCAUAUAUCGGCUAAUAAUCAAAGUGAUGUAUUGUUCCGCUCACGUCAUUUCAUCGGUUCCGGUGGUGCGUUUGGAGCACCUGUACCAUCGAACAAAAGAGUCCUUCGACCAGCACAUCCUCUAACUCCUGCAGUACCAACUUUUCGUCAGAGUGUACGUCAAGUAAUUCCUACUAGCAAAUCGAUUUCGGCAACAAUGCCUGCUUAUGCGACAGCAUUUAAUGUAACAGGUACUGAUUCCGAAACACAUGCCGCAGAUAUGAGUGUUGGUUUGGCACCGUUUCUCGUUCCAUCUCGACGGCCUCGUCCAGUUGUCCGGAACCGAGUGCGAGCAUCACGCGAACCAGGUAAAGGAGCAGAACUGUUAUUGCAGAAAACUGUCGCCAAUGACCCCCAGAUAGACAAUACUGUUCACACCGAAAAGCAGUCUGAAAUUAUUACUACUUCCCGACAACAUCUCUCGAAAAAUGUGACUGGUAAUAGUGAAGUUGUUAAACAGCAGUAUAUCAUGGCGGAGCCUCUUGAACCUUGUCAUGUUCCUCGUAUUCAGCAUGCUGCUCAACAGCGUGCAGUCCCAAAUGAUUCGAUGAGCAUGAUUGUGGAUGAACAGCUGUCACCGAAAAGUCUUCAAAAUUCCUCUACGGUGGUUCACUGUAAAGAAGAGCAGGAAACAUCUCCACAGAGUCUUUCUGCUGAUUCUCGUGAACCGAUUUACGUCAAUAAUGAUGACAGAAUACGUGAUCCUCAACAAAUUGCUCAAACUUGUAUAGCCUUUCCUCAUCGUUCGCAACAGGAUAUCACAAAAUAUGUUGACGAUCAUUAUCGGAAGCUUCAAAAGGAAUCAUUCGUCGCUAAUUCUCGUCAGCUUCUUACUCGACAACUCGAUGAGCUCCAGAUGCGACAGCCACGAAUUCGUCAUUCCGAAACCGUCGCUUUCGAUAGUUCUAAGAAAAUGAAAGAGGGUCGUGUCGCUCAGCAGUCUGUGACGCAAUCUGUAACAAGCGUUCCGGGAAUUGGUCUACAUCGGCAGGAACCGAUGUCAUCUGAACAUGUCGGUCUUAAUCAAAAUCGUGUGUUUGAUUCACAACAGCAAAAGGUAAUGCACUCAACAUCGCUUGCGACAGAAAUCCCCAUGUUGCCGUCCAAAGACAGAACAGCAAGUGAUAAUAUCCCAGCAGCAUCAGACGUUACUUUGGAAAAAACUGAUUAUAAAGUUUCCUUGGUCGAAGAUAUAUCGAGUGGAGAGGAACCACAUGUUUUUAAUGAAACAUGUAAUGAGGCUUUGGAGCAGCGAGUUUCUGUUGCAACGCGUUCAUCGAUUAGUGGAGCGGAGGAGGAGACGAGUGUGAAUGGUAAUGUUGAUGAAAAAGGAACGGAAGAUGAAGGUGUUCGAACCACUAAAAUAGUUACAGGUUUAGAUUCGCCAUCAAACAGUAACAGUGAGGACGAUUGGGAAGAAGAAUACACGACGCGUUGUUACUGUGGCUUGAAUCAUAACGACGAAUUCAUGAUACAGUGUGAUGUGUGCAAUGUAUGGCAACACGGGAAAUGUAUGGACAUUGAUCGACGUCGAGUGCCAGAUACGUAUCAGUGUGAAGAAUGCAAUCCACGUUUGUUGAAACUUAGCAAAACUCAGGCACGGGCGAUGCAGCUGAAAGUACUUGCUCGGCAGCGCAAAGAAAAAGAAAAGAAACGUCGUCAAAGAGCUAAAGGACACUUUAAAAAAAUUCGAGAAAAAUCUGAUUCUUACGAUGAAACAAAGAAAAAACAAAUACGAGGAAAUUCAUCCAAAGAUUACAUCGAAUGUUUCAAGUAUGAAUACACAAGAUCUGUCAUGGCAUUUUCACGCAAACACGAAGACACGGGUGAUCCUGCGGUAUUGGAAGUGUUGCGAAACAGCGACGGUGUGAGUGUUAUGUAUGUUACGCAGAUGUCUAUGGGUUUAGUUUCGACGCGGCUAUACCAUGUUAAUGAACCAGUAAUGUAUAUUUGUGGUCGCGUAUCGCUUCCUUGUGAAUGUCGUGGUCGAGAAGAGCCAGGAUCGGUCGUACCUUUUGUCACUUUAUACAGUGAUCUAGUGGUUGAGGAAAACAGAGAGCCUACACCAAUUUGUAUUGAUGCUCGCCGUUUCGGUUCAAAAGCGCGGUUUGCUCGUACAUCUUGCCGACCAAACAUCAAGGUACAACAUUUCUUUCUGAAAGGCAAGCUGCAUAUCAUCGGUAUUGCUACUGGAAACAUCGACCGUGGUGAAGAGAUUACUCUUCCGUUUGAUGCCGACUACUUCAUGUCAAAAACAAAACUUGUUUGCGCAUGUUCAGCAGAUGACGAGGAUGAUAGCAAUGUGGAUUGUUUAGUCCGUAACUUUAAUCGAUCACUUGAGCAAAAACAAAAUCUAGUCAGCGCUACGGCUUCGGAUACGGUUUCACAUUCAAUUUUAAAUGUUGGUACCACCUCGAAAGAUCAUGCCAGAAAGCAAUAUAUAGACUUGGAGGUCGAAAAAGUUCAAGCGAAUAUGAAAUCUAAAAAUAUUUCAAGUGGAUCUCGAUAUUCUGCUACAACAUUUUCAUCGAAAAUGACUGUAUCUGAUUACAGUGGUGAAGUUAAUACAGCCAGAACAGUCGAAACAACAAUGGCUGUAACACCAACUGCAGAAGAUGAGAAUGCAACUAAUAAGGAUGUAUUACCAGGCAGUGCUGUAGAGAUGCAAUCCCGUACUCGAGCUACCGUAAGUGGUUCUUCAAGAAAAGCUCGGAGUAAACUACCGAAGAUAUCCCCCAGCACUGCAUCAUACAGGAAAAAAGGCGGCAUCAAAUUACGCUAUCGUGGAGCAGCUAAUUAUAGAACUGUCGAAACAGGACAGGAAGCAUGCACAAAUGAAUGCGAAAAUUCCGUUAUUCCACCAAAGGCGAAAACUGAAAUUAUUAAUAUUGUCAAGGACCCAGUGGAUGUCGACAGCUCACUGAAAAAAGCUUGUUUAUUUAGUAGCGAAACGAAUGUGCAGGCAGAGGAACAGCAUGAGGAAAAACAGCUGGUUGCAUCAAAUAAAGAGUGCGAAUCCGUGGAAGAAAAUAAAUUUAUCACGGAAAAAUUGAGAACACAUACAGAAGCUGAAAUAAGAACUGAAAAUGUGCAAAAAUUAGAUACAAUUGGUGCGGGAUCAGUUGUGACGAAAAAUGUCGGCAGACCUAAAAAGAAACGACGAACUCCUAGUAAUGUGAGGGUUGUUGAUGCAGUUGAUGGGGCAGGGAAAAGUGAAGGAAAUGAACACUUAGCCACUUUGGAUAGUUCAGCGAAGAAGAUGCACAGUAAAAAUGGUAUGCUGGAAGAGGUUGAAAGUGUAAACUAUAUGCUUCCCGAAGAGCGUAAUAAAGCAAUGUCUCGAGAAGAGCGUAAAGUACUGCUAGAGCUUGCACUGUUCGAACGUAUGCAGCAACGUGAGGCGAAACGACAGCAGCAUGUAGCCUGUACACGUGGUACUGGAAGCGCUCGCUCUCGUCUGAGCCAGAAUGGCGCAAAAAAGGCUAAAAACGCGAAAGGCCGACGACGUGUAUCAAGCUCGGAAUGCCCUUCAAAAAUAGCGCUGAAACGAAGUCGUACGAUGAGCGAAGGUGCAAAAUGGCGAGUUAAAUCUGAAGCAGAGCAAGGUCUAAACAGCGACUUGAUUAAAAAGGCGGUCUCGUUUUCGCCUUAUGCUCAAAGCUUAGCUAUUGAAUCAAAGGCAGAAUCCAAAAUGAAGGGAAACAGAGGAGAUAUGACUGCCGAGGUAGAACCACGAGAACUGAAAGUGUUCACUGAUAAUACCGCUCUCAGUUGCAAAAGUUCCGUGCUAUGUGCAAAGAGAAAAAUCCAAAACACAGCCGGUUCCAUUCAGAACAAUGAUACGACUGUUUGCCCUACCGAUGAGGAGCAUAUAAAAGACGAGAUAGAGCCACUAUCGAAAAGAAAGCGCGAAAGUAAUAGAAUGAAUGACAAAAGUAAUUUGGAUAUGUCGGAGAAGGCUUCAUGCAGUUCGAAUUUUGGUAUCACUGAAGAAAUUCGUGCUUUCUUUCGUAAGAUGGUUGAGAUUGAGGCUGCUUGUGAACCAUCGGACUUUUUGCUUGAUUUCCAAACGUUGGAUGGAGUUGAGCUCCCUUCAACUUCUUUGCACGCUGAAUGUAGCAAAAAUCAAGUGAAGGUUGCGGAAGCUCCUAAGAAAAAGAUGUCACUGGAUGAAUAUAAAAAAAGAAAAAGCUCAAAAACCAAUAUGGAUUCGGAGAAAACACCUGCAAUUGUUAUUGAAAAGAAAGCAGAAGAAGGUGAGCACAAGCAGAUCCCAUUGUCUCGUUCUUUCAUUCCGUUAAUGGGUGCCAGUGGAAGUGUUGGAAAGCGCGCAUCACUUCGUCUGGGUGCCCUUCCUGAUCCUGUACAGUUGCGCGCAACUCCAACGCUUUCAAUUGAUGACCUGAAACGUCGUAUUUAUCGGCGAACGACACCUUCAACUGCAGUGACUUCGAAUACUGAUGGUAUUUCACCUUCUUUCAUGGUGCAAAAGAACGCUUCACAUACCUCACCAGGACAGUGCUCUGAAGAAGGACCAACUUCAUUUGCAUUCUCGUCAUCGUCAUGUCGAAGAGAACUACCUUUAAAUAUGACUUUCAAUAAAGACAAGAGGCUCCCGCUCGAAGAGCGAUUACGUUUGGUACUCGGGUGUGGUGAAGGGUACGCUGAUAGGUAUAGUUCAUCUGUAUCUCCAUCAGUUGCUCCUCCACCACCUCCACCGCCUCCUCCUCUUCCUAUCAAGAGUUCAGAAAUACCAAAACUGACAUGCGAUCUCUCUGGUGACGUCCAUGCGGAUAUUCCUCUACCGCCACCACCACCGACAACUACUCCGUCUUGCAGUCAAUCUGAUCAAUGUUCGUAUGAAGCACAUUCGUUGGGACCCCGUAGAGAUUGAAAUUUAUCUUCAUUGUGAGUCGUUCCUGUGAUGGAUGCAUUCAAUCUGAUGUGAUACCACUGGGUUAUUGAAUACGCUCACAGAUAUACUUUCUACCUCUUCGGCACAAUUGGUAUGCUUAUUCUACCUUUCCGGUUUAUAUAAUCAUUGAUAUCAAAAUGCUAACAGUUUCUUUGCUUGGAAUGGAUAAUUUAUGGAUGGUGCGCUGCAAUCUCCGAAUCGCUUUUUCAAUAACUUCAUGUCGUCAUCUAUUCGGUUAUUAAUUGUAAGGAUAAAAAAUUUGUUAUAUCAAAUCCCAUUGUAUCCAUCCCCGUUCAUCCUUUGCUCCAUCACUGCUUUUUCUUUUAAUUUUAAUGAAUUGGUUUUUUAUAUGAUCAUUAUUCUUUAACUAUGAAUAACGUUUGGUCAGUUGCAUUUUUGUGUUGUGUAUACACUUUUUUCUCCAUUUGAUUUGUAUUGGAUGUCGAGUACUUGUUAUUACUCAGGUACCUAGAAGGGCUUUGUGAUUUGUGGGUAUUGUUGUAUUCAGUGACUAGUAUUUUCAUUUGUCACUAAUGCGGUAUGGAUGAGCCCUUCUGUAUUUUUAUGGGUGAAUUGCGAAUUUCAAGGCUAUGAUUUUUUAACCGCUGAUCUCUUUAUGUUCUUUUUUUUCUUUUUUGGCGUAUAGAU